AUGGGGCGCGGGGCCCCCCUCGGACAGUGCCUGCUGCGGGCAGCACUGCUGCUUGCCCUCUGUUCCGCCGCCGACGGCACCUGGGUGUGGUUGGGCAUCGCCGCCGCCGGCGGGCCGGAGAAGCUGGACUGCGCCAUCGCGCCGCUGAGCCGGCGGCAGCAGGACCUGUGCAAGAAGAAGCCAGAGCUGGUGCCCGCCAUCCGGGAGGGAGCGCGCCUGGGCCUCCAGGAAUGCCGCAGCCAGUUCCGACACGAGCGCUGGGACUGCAGCCCGCCGCCCGCCACCCGCCGCGGACCCGCCGCCCUGGCCGCCGCCUUCGGGCACCAGCUCAGCAGCGGCACGAAGGAGACCGCGUUCCUGUACGCCGUGACGUCAGCAGGCCUCGUGCACUCGGUGACACGAUCGUGCAGUGCCGGGAACGUGACUGAGUGCUCCUGUGACACAAACCUGCGGCACGGGGGCUCGGCCAGCGAGGGCUGGCACUGGGGCGGCUGCUCGGACGACAUCCAGUACGGAGUGUCGUUCAGCAGAAAGUUCCUGGAUGUGCCCGUGAAAAACCUAACAGGCAAGAGCGGGAGUGGACUGGUGGCCAUGAACCUGCACAACAACGAGGCUGGCAGGCAGGCUGUAGUGAAGCUGAUGUCAGUGGAUUGCCGUUGUCAUGGUGUUUCUGGGUCCUGUGCUGUGAAAACUUGUUGGAAAACAAUGUCUUCAUUUGAAAAGGUUGGCUGGUUUUUGAAGGAUAGGUAUGAAAACAGCAUACAGAUAUCAGACAGACUGAAAAAAAAGCUACGCAGGAAAGAGAAAAGCCAGCGAAGAAUCCCGAUUGGGAAAGAAGAUCUGCUGUAUGUCAACAAAUCACCCAAUUACUGUGUCGAAGACCAAAAACUGGGAAUCCCUGGAACUCAGGGAAGGGAAUGUAACCGCACCUCGGAGGGACCGGACGGCUGCAACCUCCUCUGCUGUGGGCGUGGGUACAACACCCACGUUGUCAGGCACGUGGAAAGGUGUGAGUGCAAGUUCGUGUGGUGCUGCUAUGUGCGCUGCCGGAGGUGCGAGACCAUGACCGACGUGCACACCUGCAAAUAAGGUGCAGUACAGAAAACACAGCCAAGCCAUUCCACACUGGUUGGUACCCACCACAAGAUAGUAAUGACUCACCUUGGGGGACUGCAAGGGGAGCAACCUUAGGGGGAACAGGUAUUGCCAAACAAAGAGCAAUCCAAGCAUUUGGUGUAUGAAGGAGCAACUCGGUGAACAGCAGCCUGCAUACAGGGACAGCUGAAGCAACAGAAAGGACUCCUUAUGGCACAUUUUAACAUGUAACUAACUCCAUGAGCAGGGGUAAACACUGAACUUUCCAAGCCUUUAACAUCCACAACAUCCUGAAGAUCCAUGUGGUCAGUAGGUAUGGUGGAGAAAACUCAGUAUCUCGUUAGCCAGAGACUAAAGAGUUAAGAGGGUGUGUAAGACACGUUCAAUAUAAUCUCUAUGUCUCUAUUUUUAAAAAAUGGGGACUAGAUCAUCCACUAGAUGGAUAAUUUCUGCAGGCUUUAAAAAAAAAAAAAUAGAGGAAGUUUUCUGGUGUUAACCAUGAAGCAUUUGCUUUGUGACCAUUCAGAAAGCUGUCUUCUGCAUAAUGUGCAGAAAAGCAUCUGGUACUGAGAAAUGUGGGUGACUGUAAAGAGCUGGGCACUGCCUGGCGGGAUGAGGAGGGUCCAUUGGCACACAGCAAGCUGUGUCCUGAGCAGAGGGGCUGGAGCACAAUGUGAAUGGUGUGCUAAAUAGCAACCUUGGGAUUUUUUAUAGGUUGUCUUUGAAAUACACAAAGGUCUGAGGAGGGACAGAAAGAAACACAGUUUGGUAUUUGAAGGAAGUAAAAGCCUUCACAGGCAUUUCCUCAGUAUCUGAAUGCACAAUUUGCAAGUCAGCCGGUCACCCCACUGUUGGAAUCUAUGCAAUAACCUGUCAUGUUGAACCACCUCACUGGUGGUUCACCAUCAUUUUUGCAAAGAAAAUUGCCCUAGAGUGAACGAUUUUUUAAAAACAUUACUUUCUCUUAUAGAAGCAGCAGCUAGAACUUCUUGUUAGGUUUUAUCCUAAGUAAGUUCAAUGCACGAUGUAAUUUAUGGAUUGGCCCAAACCACUAAAAUAUUUGAAGUGUUAUUGAUGACAUUUUUUCCCACUCCAUAUGUUGGCUCGAUUUUAUUUUACAUCUGUGAAAGAUCAUUUAUUCUUAUGCAAUGAUUUAAUGCCUGGCUUAAAAAGCAUCAUGUGAAAGGAUUUCUGUUGUUUAAAUGUGCAAAGACCUAUUUUUGAUAAGACAAGAAAGUUUAUAUUUUGUAAAUAUUUAAAUUAUACAAGUUAUGUAAAAGGUUUCCAAAACGAAUGUGAUAAGAUUACAGCCUUUGACAUGUGUUGGUUAGACAUUUGUUACUGUCUUAGUAGCCUUUAAUUGAUUUUUAAUUGCAUGUGCAGGGGGAAAUUAGUCAGUGAAUUACAUAAAUGUUCUUUUUUUUACCAUCAGGGUGUUUAUAACUAUUGCAGUUAAUACACACUGAUGAGAAACACUUACUAUGAUUUUUUAAACUAUAAGUUAAUUAAUACUCUGUAUCCUUUUUUUAUUCUUUUCAAUCCACUUUACAGUGAAAACCCAGCUCCAGCAGUAAGUGCAGAACUCCCACUGAUAUGAAGGGGACUUGCAAGGUAUUGCAAUCCCUGAACUUGUUCCACACUAACAGUCAGUUUUUAGAAAUAAAUCAUCUUAGACAACUUGGUGGAGGCUUUCAAAGUUAUUUUGGGGAAUUAUUUUCAAUUUGUUGUCAAUUAUUUUUCCAUGAAAGAUGGUGAUCAGAUUCCCUGUCGCUCUUUGUCAGAUGUGUAGUUCAGGAGGCAGCAAACUAAACUUUCUGUGUUAUUGUACUUCACUGCCUUAUGUGAAGUCUCUUAAGAACACCAGUUCAGCAACCAAGUCCUUUGUCUGAUGGUUCUUUUUGGACCUUCCCUCCACAUUUGCCAGUCUGUCUCCAUUGACCUAGAUAAUUAUUCUGAGGCCACAAAAACUGCUGUCUAUGAGAAGAGUGUUCAGCAUGCCAGUACCUGUCACAGGAGGAUUCAACAACUUCCCUGUGAAAACUUGGAUGGGGAGGACAUAUCCUGGUGGAAGACCCUGAAGAGAGAGUUGUGAGCCUCAGGUUGUUCCCAUCUUCCAGCAAUGAAAAUAAAUCCACAUUCUCCACAGGCCAUGCCACAGCACCUAUUUGCAACAGGAUAGGACAUGCUGCUGUUCACUUCUGAUAAGAAAGUGUUGUAGAGACCACCUCUUUAAUUCUGAAUCUGCCCUACAUCAAGCUGCUGGCAGAGAGCCUUGGUGUCCUACAUCAGGCUUCUCCUCAUAGGGCGUCCACUGAGUCCAGUGUUGAGGUCACCACUGUUUUGUUUAUGAGGCUACAGCAGGAACGAGACACAGGGAUUUCAGCAUGGAGACCAAGAUCUUCUCUUGAAGCAGUCCCAAUCUGUGUCUCAAAACUACCUUAACUUUUACUGGACUUAAAUGUUCUUCCAUGCUUGAUCUGAAAAGUAAGGAAAAUCACCAGUGUAUUCUCAAUAUGCCUCAACUUCUGGCAGGGUAGGAAAUGAGGAGAAAAUGGU
Apus apus (common swift) is the source of this 3651-nucleotide messenger RNA. RefSeq names its product Wnt family member 16 (gene WNT16). Gene Ontology annotation, biological process: multicellular organism development; neuron differentiation; canonical Wnt signaling pathway. Gene Ontology annotation, cellular component: extracellular region. The coding region runs from base 1 to 1089 and encodes 362 amino acids. The transcript is spliced from 4 exons. Gene Ontology annotation, molecular function: frizzled binding; cytokine activity. Lineage: Eukaryota; Metazoa; Chordata; Aves; Apodiformes; Apodidae. The record is from RefSeq and is a predicted model, not a curated record.